Messenger RNA from Lymnaea stagnalis (great pond snail), 7003 nucleotides. Lineage: Eukaryota; Metazoa; Mollusca; Gastropoda; Lymnaeidae. The record is from the annotation of a GenBank genome assembly.
GGCGAAUCGCGUGAUUGACAGUUGCCGCGAGAGGUUGUUCGUUGCGUACUGCAGUCAUCACCUCUUGCAAACUCGCGGAACGUGAAAAGGAACACACAAAACGCUCGCGUCGGACAGGAUCUCGAGUCAGUAGAAUAGCGACGCUCGUUGGAUGUAGUGCGCGUCCUCUUCGUACAUUCACUACGCCGUUUUUUUUCUUCCACUCCUUUUUUUUGGAAGUUGUGAGAGAUUCACCGAUGUUGGCUUCUUUUGUGGAUUUAUAUUUAUAAACAUCGGAGAUGGAAUUAAUUCUUGAGGAUUACUUGAUUUAGUUCGGAACUCCAAGUCGGUACGGACAUCAACUUACUUGAUUGCAAAGUGGAUUAAAUUUUAUAAAAUAAUCGACAGUACAUUUCUUAUUGAAAUAGUUUUCUGAAUCUGGAUUACCAUCCAUACUCGAGAGGAUCUGAAACGAGAGGAAUUCUAUUUUUGUUGGAUUACUCACCAUUACUUUGGAUAGCCGGUUAUUGUCCACCUGGGGCAGUAAAUGACCUCCUCAUCGUCCGGUCUGACAAUGCUUACGUCGGGUGUUAGCCAGUACCUGCACCCGGAUUAUCUCCAGCCGCUGCCCACCACGGUGAGUUGGUCUUGUGUUAGUAUUCGUCCAGUCUAGUCUAGCCUGGCCCUGGUCUAGUCUAGUGGGCUUUUACUAUUUAACUCUCAAUGUUCUCUUCGUUCUCUGUGGUCUUAAAUGAUGUUAAAGUGCUACAAAGAGCUAAAGUCCCCGGUCUUAUAUUUUUGUAUUUAAAAAAAUAUCGUAUGUAGACUUAUUUCAGCUCAGUUUUAGUCAAGUUUUAUUAAUUUGAAAGCCUAUCGAACUAUUUUAUUAUAUUUUCAACGCUGAAUUAUGGGAUUUUGUUCUUAUUGUUGUACAAAAAAUAUAUUGAAAAGGCGUAAUUUAAAAACGAAAACAAAAAUUAUUAGAAAAAAAAAAUGACUUCACGGAAAGAAAAGGGUUGAAUGUUAUAGUUUGAAUGUCAGAUGAGUUUCAAAUAGUCAUUUACUAAUACUAAUAGAUAUUUAGCAUUUAUAAACCCUUUUACCUCUAUUAUUGAGCGGUCUGAUCAGCCCCACGUGAAUGCACAUUCUCUCAUGAUUUCAAUCGGAGGCUUAAAUAGCAGCGGCGCCCUUUAACUUGCCGUGUUUCCCCACCCCCAACGAUCACUCGCUCGUGAUGGCACGUUAUCCGAGGACACUCUCGAGGCCUUAUCGGAGUAUGUGUCACUUUUCAAAACGAAGACUCUGUCAUUUUAGUGUUAGUUAUGAAUACUCUGUAGCACGAUAAUGCCGAAUCACACAAUGAUCAUAGUGAUGGACAUAUUACAAGGCAUUGACACAUUCACCCCAUUCAAGUCCAAGGCCCAAGUUUACAUCAAAUUUAAGAAGAAAAAAUAACAAAACAAAACACACACAAAAAAAAGAAAAGAAAAAAAGCACACGUGACCAACCAGUCGUAUCUCGGGUACUGUUUGUUGACAGUCCACUUCAAGCUGAAUAUUUGAGGGAUUAGAUUCGUUUACUAACUGAACAUGUAUAAGUGGCAUACAUAAUCCUACGGCUUUCCAGGUAAAUAUCAAUACAAUUACAUCUCAGCAGAAGAGACUCCAGUGUGUGGAGGCGGCUGCCAAUGUUAACCGCAAAUUGGCAUAUGAAGAAAUGUAGACUGUUACUAAUUUGGAUCCUACACUACACUACCAGGCAUUUUACUACAAAUCAUCUUUAUGUUACUUUAUAUACUUAAAAUAACAAAACAACCAUAAGCUAGAAAUACAGCUGCAACCAAAUGUAAAAAAAAAAAAUAUUUCAGUUGAAAUAAACAAAAGACCACUAAUAAAAAUAAUAAUUUCCAGACUGUCACCUUCUUAAGACCGUCACCUUAUAACCCACACCUUAUAACCCACACCUUCUUACGACCAUCACCCUCUUGCGUCUUUUGAUUCCAAACUUAAACUAAGAGCUAAUUCAACAAACUCAACAGAACAGAUCGCCAACCGAAUUGCAAAAGGCGAAUAACCCGUCCAUGUUUUUUAUCAUAUUCUGGUCUGGCAAAAAGACACGAUCGAGAAGUUGGAAAGUUUGAAUUCAUUUCCCAUUUAAACGACACACACAAAACCAAUGGUAGUGCGCCACUGUUGGGCAUCUUAUCUAAGCUGCUACCAGUUGAAAGGUGUAAGAUUGUAUCUUAAUGCUUUGUGUGGAAUGACGGGACGUAACUAGAGGUAGUUUUUGUGUUUUUUUUUUUGUGCAGUCACACUCAGCCCAACGGCUCAAAAAUGUUAAGCCUCAGUGAUUCCAGAGUUAAGACGAGUGGUGGCCCGGUAAAACAUCAUAUCAAAUUAUCGUAUGUGGCAUACCACGAUACAGGUAUACCGUGAUAUUCUGCUUGUCUUUCACAUUCCCCAGUUAUCCCUAAGUCAAAUUGUAUGACAAGAUAAAGUUAUGAGUUGGGGUAUCAUAUUGUGUCUGAUCGUGGUACUGUUUUGAGAACCAUCGCAGACUCAUCACGGGGAUGAAAUGGAGAACGCCGCCAACCAACAUCUUGCCUGCGCUGACCAGCCAUCGAUCACAAAAACGGGGAGGGGGGGGAAACUUCCGGUUAUUGACUUUCUGUCUUGGUCAAGUGAGCCGCGCGUGUUGUGUGCUGACCACAGGCGACCGACCAGUGAGAUGAUAGUAGCAGUCGUGCUUGAGACCGAUUGAUGUCAUGUGCCCCCCCCCCCCGUUGCAUUAUCACCCCCUCCCCAAAACUAACACCUUCACGUGGGGCCUACUGUUGACUAUGUUGUGUCGUGUACUAUACUCGUGUGGCUCAAGCUCUCUGCCGUCUCAGUAUUUCAAUGUAAACCCUACAGUUCAAACGCGUUCGUGGACGAUCAUAAAUUCUCAUUAAAAAAAAAAAGCACACACUUUGAUAACGUAAUUGGACGGCUCCGUUUAUCUGACGCUACCACGUGACAUUAGACUUGACAUGGCCAGGCCAAUCGGUUAUAACGGAACGACAAGCUGUCAUUGGAUUGGCUUUGUUUGGCUGCAGUAGACCGCCAUAAACUGCGGUCAAAUAUAGAUUUACCCCGGUUUUUUUUCUUCUUGGUGUCUCGGUAAGUGACUCUACCAACAUAAGAUUCACGAUUCGGCUAAAAGACGGUACAUGACGAAAAAAAAAAAGGGGUGGGGGUGCCAAAAAUGUUAAGGGCAAAAAAAAAAAACACCUUGUCUGCGAACUGCAUGUUGUUCUGGUCCGUGUUCGUCUGCACGGGUGUGAUGACACUUAGUGGUAUUUGGUAUUUGUUGAUCGGACGGUCCUACGAGGGCGGCCCGAGAGGUCCGUGUUAUUUAUUUAAUCCACUUUUCGUGGUGAAAAAGACGGAAUUAUUUAUCACAUCCAAGAGCUUAGCUGGCAUGUUUAUUUGCGCGUCUAAUAACACAGCACUCGGCACGGCCUCGGCCAUGAAUGCCUGCUUUUAGCGAGGAGGUCUGACGGGGAUGACACUUUAAGCUUAUCUUAAACAAUUUAUUGUGGGUUGUUUGUUUUUUUUUAAUUGUUUAAAAAAAAACAAUUUUGUUAACUUUAGCCCAUUUGUAGGAGGAUUACGUUAAUUUUCCCCUUUUAUUUUCCGACUUGUGUGAGGGCGUAUUUGUACCUCAAAACUUUUAUAUUGAGAAAAUACUAUGAUGUAUGUAGGCAUAAAGAUGUCACUUAGACAUAAAGAUGUCACUUAGACACAAAGAUGCCACUUCCAAUACAGAACACAAAAACACGAUGACCUUAAAUGGACGAUAGCUGAUUAGUUUUUUUUAUUCUCUUCUACAGCUGGAUGCUAAGAAAAGCCCACUGGCUCUACUAGCACAGACCUGCAGCGCCAUCGGCAAGGACACGUCACCUUCCAAGCCGAUCAUACCGCCCCUGGAGAAGAAAGACUGCGAGAAACCAGACAAGUGUUCAGAGUCCGAGUCCUCCAACAAGAGACCCAGUUCUCACGGGCACAAGGACUCGGGCCGGGACUCCAACAAACCUGGCUUCAGGACCUUCCCGCCUAAGGAGAUCCCGCCGCUCGUGCCCAUACCGUCCGGUGAGAAAUCCGUGAGGACGUCGAGUGCCGAGCCGAAGGCGCCGAUCUCUCCGAGUGGUCACACGAGUUCCAGCAUGUCCAGUUCCUCCAGCUCGUCGUCCAGACCGGUGUCGGCUGGUGGACAUCACUCGCACAAUGGACAACGAUCCAGCUCCAGGAGCAGCAACGGGAAAGGCGAACCCGUGAGUGUCGGCGGUGGUGAUCAUCACCAGCACGGCAGCAGUAACGGUCACCACCACUCUCACCACAGAAAUCGUGAUUCGCCCGCGUCCUCCGGGUCGAUGUCGCACACCAGCUCCUCCUCACCGUCCUAUUCAAAGGCCAUGAGCUCCCACGCAACAUCCGUGAUGCAGUCGUCGCCUCUGAGCAGUUCGGUCAAGCCAUCCGUGUCUCACCAGUCCAUGCUCGGUGGCCUCCAGACGGCCGCCCAUCUCGCCGGCUACCCGACCCACCUGGCGCUCAUGUCACACGGCCUUGACCCCAGCUACCACAGCGCUCUGGCGGCACACACGAGCCUGUCCAGUUUUUCGGCAGCCGCCGCCGCCGCGCAGUCGUCGGCCUUGAAAGCGGCUGCGGCCGCCGGUUCCCCGUCUGCAUUAUCCCCCUUUGUAACAUAUGCCAGGGUCCGCACGCCUUCGGGUGCGACCACUCUGGUGCCGGUCUGCAGGGAUCCCUACUGCACUAACUGCCAGCUGACCCUGCAGAACUCCCACUUGUCGUCAACAUGCAACGCCCCAGGCUGUUCCCAAUGUGCCCACGAGAAAUCUCUGACCAGCCUGUCCGCCCUCGGGCUCCAGGGCGCCUCUGCCUCCUCCAUGCUCCUCCCCUCGCUGUCGUCGGCCAGCUCCCUGUCCAGUUCAAUGUCGGCCCUGUCAUCGUUACACUCCCUGUACCCGCACAACGCCCUCGCCGCUGCCCAUCAAGGACUUCCAUACGUAUGCAACUGGGUUUCAGGCAACGAUUACUGCGGCAAGCGGUUCACGUCCUCCGAGGACCUCCUCCAGCAUCUGAGGACGCACACAUCAUCGAUGGACGUGUCCACGCUGGCGGCGUCCUACGCCGGCCUUGGCCUCCCGUCCCUGGCGGCCUACCCUCACCUGUCCGCACCUCUUAGCCCGAACUCUCUGAGAAGGUCUUACCCAACAAGUUUAAGUCCAGUGUCAAGCCUCCUGGGCGCAAGCAGGUACCACCCGUACAAAUCUCCUCUUUCUGCGGUGGGUGCCAGCCCCCCUACCCCGCAGUCCUUUCCCGUCGGACCCUAUUAUUCUCCCUACACCCUAUACGGCCAGAGAUUAGGAGCUGCUGUUGUGCCAUGACAAUUAAUGGGAGAAUAGCCGGCUUGUGUAACUGCUCGCUCAUUCUUCAAAACACUAAACAAAACAUUUUGUGAUCAAAUUUUUAAUUUUUGUCCUGUGCUCUUUAUGAAGAUGGCUUGAUGAUAACUUGACUGACUUGACCAGGACUUGACUGAGCUUUAGCAUUGACAGACAUCUUGUUAUGGAUCAUUGCAUUGCAUUAAUUUAUAAUAAAGAUUAAUUUCUUUUUCAUCCAUUCUGGACAAUGGAUUUUAUGCAUUACUAAAUCUUUUAAAUUGGAAUUGAUCUGAUUGCAAGCAUUGAAUAAUAUUGCAAGUCUUGAAUAAUGUUGCAAGUAUUAGUCAAAAAUAAAACGAAUGCAAAGUGAUGCCGAGAAUUGAUAGUUCGAUGCAGAAUUAUUCAUAUAUAUGAAUACCGAAAAUGUUCAUAAAGUUAUUAAAAUCAAUAAGUGUGUGUGUGUGUGAAUAAAGACACAAAUAUUCUUAUAAAUUUCUCUCUUCAUCUUAAAUUUUUUCUCUGGUGUCUUAAUUGGCUUUGUUUAUUACUUUUCAAAACAAUUUAUUCCCAAAAAAUCUAUUUCAACUCCUCACAAAAAAAAUAUAUUUUAUUUUCCACAUUAUUUUUACGAUUUCUACUGAACUUUUGCUAACAUUGCACAUCCAAAGUAUUUCAACAGCAUUUUAUUUUCAUAUCUUACUUGGUUUUUUUUUUUUUUGUGUGUCCCCCUAUUUGAAAUGACAUACCCCUCACAUGUUUUCAUCCUAUGUCUUUCAGUUUGGAAUCCACGAAUUUAAGAAAUUAUUAUUAAAAAGAAACACAAAAAAUCCUUCAAAAAUUAAAAGCAUUUCUUAAUCUUAAGCUUCUUUCAUUCUUAUUUAUAUUUUAUUAGUAGCAGUAUGUUUCAUUUCUUACUGUCUGUAUGUAUAAAGUAUGUAAGAUGUAAUCUUGGGUCUCUCUCUCUUUGAUAAAUAUUGCUAAAGUGGACAAAACCAAAGAAUGUCAGAAUUUAAAAAAAAAAUAAAAAAAUUGAGUACUUCCAGUUUUCCAUAUAACACCAAGUACCGGUACUCUGUAUUCAGUCUGGACGUUUCUUGGCGGUAGGUGUGAACAACUUCAACCCUACUGGACAGUGAUAAAUAUGUUCUUUGUUUUUUUUUAUAUAUAUAUAUAUAUGCACAAACGUACGAAAUUAUUGUAUGUGACAUGCUGUUUGCAACACAGAAUAUUCUUUGAAAUCUCGUUUUUUUUUUCUUCUUUAAAUCAUAAAUUAUUGGCUGAAUUCUGUCUUCUGUUUGGUUGAUUUAUUGAUAGUAUUGUGUGUGUGUGUGCAACUGUCACAGGGAGUGUCUGACUUCUGCUUGCAUCUUUCCUCUGAUAAGAGUGAAACAGAGGCACAUUGUGAUUUCUCAUUUCAUGAAGACAGAUUUUGGAGUGUGACGUAAUAAUAGUCUGUAUAUUUUGAUUAUUUUUAUGUGGAUAUUUUAUGAUUAUUGCUCUUAAAAAAAUGCAAACUGAGUUGUUUUUCCUUGUGUACAUUUGGUGACGAUGACAUCAAAUAAAUGCCAUUUUUUCAAAAUA